This is a messenger RNA of Angiostrongylus costaricensis, 324 nucleotides long. The record is from the annotation of a GenBank genome assembly. Lineage: Eukaryota; Metazoa; Nematoda; Chromadorea; Rhabditida; Metastrongylidae.
AUGUUAUUCCAUCGAGCUUGGAACUUGGACUAUUCUGAGGCGCAGCAUCGCGAUAUGAUGACCGGCAAACACAUAGUACGUGAUGUGAAGUGCAGAAUUUGUCAUGAGAGAGUUGGCUGGAUGUACGAAUUUGCAAUGGAGGAGUCACAGCGUUAUAAAGAGGCUCGUGUGAUUUUGGAGAAAGCACUUGUUGAUGAAGAGGACGGUUUUCCAGAUCCAGCCGGAGCUCUGGAAACCCAUGAGCAGCCUCCCUCGUAUGAGUUUAAUGUUCAUAUAUAUGAAUUGAUACUUUCGAAUAUUAAUUAUGUAUUACGGGUUGUUUGA